Molecule: messenger RNA, 2220 nt
Organism: Setaria italica (foxtail millet)
Lineage: Eukaryota; Viridiplantae; Streptophyta; Magnoliopsida; Poales; Poaceae
Product: protein ALP1-like
Exons: 1
Coding region: 212-1873 (553 amino acids)
Source: RefSeq, a predicted model, not a curated record
GUCUCCCUCCCUUCCCAAAUCGCCACGGCUCUGCUGCUUCCGCACCAAUCGCACGGAGACGGAGGACUGCUGCGCUUCCAUUUCGCUCGCUCGCCUGCCUGCCUUUGACGCGAACCCACCACCGGCUCGCGAGGCCGACUGACCCGCGUUGCGUCUAGCUGCUUUGUGUGUGUGUGUGUGCGUGGUGGCGACACAGGCCGAGACGGAGUAUAUGAGAUCCCCAUCCAACGGCCGCCCACCAAGCAGCGGUGGGGGAGCUCCAGCAACCGGUGCAGCUCCAGCGCCAGCAGGGGACGACGACUUCGCCUUCUACUACUCCUUCCUCCAGGAAGCCGCGGCGCCGUCGCCGCUCGGGCUCGACGACCCCAGCGGCAACGCCAACGCCGCCGGCGCGAUGACCAACGGCCGGCGGCGGAAGCCGCAGCGCGGGGCGGGCGAGGACGAGGAGGGCGGCGCCGCCGCCAAGAAGGACGGCAACGGCAAGAAGCGGUCCAUCGCCCGGAUACUCACCUCGCUGGCGGCGCUGGAUGCAGAGGAGCACGCGGACCGCGCGGGCGCCGCGGACGCGUCCAGGCGGGAGCUCGCGCUGCUCGAGUCCAACGCCGACACCCGCUCCCAGGCCAUGAUGGACUACUACGCCAAGAUGGAGGGCAGCUUCGACGCUGCCGCGGACUCCGAGGCCGCCGCCAGGUCCAAGCGCUCCAGGCUUGCCGCGUCGGCCGCCGCGGCCGUCGUGUCCGCCGAGGAGUCGGCGUCCGCGGCCUCCGCGUCGGGGUCGCCGCCGCGCGCCGCGGGGCAGGGCGGACACCACCAGCGCCGGCUCUGGGUCAAGGACCGGUCGCGCGACUGGUGGGACAAGUGCAGCAGCCCCGACUACCCGGAGGAGGACUUCCGGCGCGCCUUCCGGAUGGGGCGUGAGACGUUCGACAUGAUCUGCGACGCGCUGGGCUCCGCGGUGGCCAAGGAGGACACCAUGCUCCGCGCCGCCAUCCCGGUCCGCCAGCGCGUGGCCGUCUGCAUCUGGCGCCUCGCCACCGGGGAGCCCCUCCGCCUCGUCUCCAAGCGCUUCGGCCUGGGCAUCUCCACCUGCCACAAGCUCGUCCUCGAGGUCUGCGCCGCCAUCAAGUCCGUGCUCAUGCCCCGCUUCCUGCAGUGGCCCGACGAGGCCGCGGCGGCGCGGUUCAAGGCCAGCUUCGAGCGCACCUCGGGCGUCCCCGGCGUGGUCGGCGCCAUGUACACCACCCACAUCCCCAUCAUCGCGCCCAAGAUCUCGGUGGCCGCCUACUUCAACCGCCGCCACACGGAGCGCAACCAGAAGACGUCCUACUCCAUCACGCUGCAGGGCGUCGUGGGCCCCGACGGCGCCUUCACCGACGUGUGCAUCGGGUGGCCGGGAUCCAUGCCCGACGACCAGGUCCUGGAGAAGUCGAUGCUCCACCAGCGCGCGGCGGCCGGGAUGAUGCGCGACUCGUGGCUGGUGGGCGGCGCCAGCUACCCGCUCAUGGACUGGGUGCUGGUGCCGUACACGCACCCCAACCUGACGUGGACGCAGCACGCCUUCAACGAGAAGGUCGGGGAGCUCCGGCGCGUGGCCGUCGAGGCGUUCGCGCGGCUCAAGGCGCGGUGGGCGUGCCUGCAGAAGCGAACGGAGGUGAAGCUGCAGGACCUCCCCGUGGUGCUGGGCGCCUGCUGCGUCCUGCACAACAUCUGCGAGCUCCGCGGCGAGGAGGUGGACCCGGCCAUCCGGUGCGAGCUGGUGGACGACGAGACCACGCCGGAGAACCCCGUGCGAUCCGAGGCCGCGAAGCGAGCCAGGGACGGCAUCGCGCACAACCUGCUCCACCGCGGAUUCGCCGGCACCGCAUUCUUCUGAAGUUCUGAUCACCGAUCGCCUCGUCUCUCUCCCCUCAUGCUCUGUUUGGGUUUCUCCUCUUUGGUACAAAACUGAACUGGUACAAAAAACAAGUAGCCAUUCUUUUAGCCGGUAGUAGCCUAGAAGAAAGAUUUUUGUAGGAUUGAUGCAAGUAGCAGCUGUAGUUGGGUGAGUCUCUUGAUGAUUGAUCUAGACGGGAAAACAACCAACACAAAAGGCGGUGUAAUUAAUUUAAGGGAUGUGAUGUAAACAUCUGGUGGAAAAUUUUGGGCAGAUGCUGCUCCAAGUUCAUCUGCCCAAAAUUUUCCUAUAAUGAAAUAUAUACAGUUUAAUUCGGACGAAAAGAA